Messenger RNA from Arabidopsis thaliana (thale cress), 1546 nucleotides. Its product is annotated as Homeodomain-like superfamily protein. The transcript has 5 exons. Gene Ontology annotation, cellular component: nucleus. Bases 657 to 1334 code for a protein of 225 amino acids. Lineage: Eukaryota; Viridiplantae; Streptophyta; Magnoliopsida; Brassicales; Brassicaceae. The record is from RefSeq and is marked reviewed. Gene Ontology annotation, molecular function: DNA-binding transcription factor activity; DNA binding.
GUUGACGUUAAGUCACGAAUAAUGUCACCACUUCUCCUCCUCCAUCAUCAUCAUCACCGCGACGACUUUUUUAAGUUCCCUUUCUCUCUCUCUGAGAUUUUCCUCAAAAAGUUUUCUGAUCUCUUUUUCUCCAUCAAUCAUCACACUUCUUUCUAUUUAUCUCGUCCUCUCGUCGCCGAUUAUCUCUUUACCCUAAUCACUCGCAUUCCCAUCUUUAACAAAAUUUCUUCCACUUUCUUUCCGACCAAUAUUUCGUAGUUCGAUUGCCAUUUUUCCUUUUUUUGAGUUUACGCUUCCUCUUUCCGAUCACAUCCUUGAGAAGAGGAAAAUUUCGAAGUUAUUUGAUUCAUUCUUCCGACUGAGUUUCCCGCCAUUAUUUUGUUUGAUCGGAAAAUUAAAUGGAAAGAGUGAAUCUCGGAGGUUUAGGUUACGAUAAUGGCGGAGUUAUGAUGACUAGAGAUCCCAAACCUAGGCUCAGAUGGACAGCCGAUCUUCAUGAUCGCUUCGUCGACGCCGUCGCUAAGCUCGGUGGCGCUGACAAAGCAACUCCUAAAUCGGUUCUGAAGCUGAUGGGAUUAAAAGGUUUAACACUGUACCAUCUCAAGAGCCAUUUACAGGUCCAAAUUUAUACAAAUUUGAGUAUAUAAUAAUGUAUAAUGUCUACAAAUUGUUGGUUUAUAUUCUCUCUUAUGAUGUGUUUCUAUAUGCAGAAGUAUAGACUUGGUCAACAACAAGGCAAAAAACAAAAUAGAACAGAACAAAACAAAGAAAAUGCUGGAAGUUCAUAUGUGCAUUUCGACAAUUGUUCUCAAGGAGGAAUCUCCAAUGAUUCAAGAUUUGAUAACCAUCAAAGACAAAGCGGGAAUGUACCUUUUGCUGAGGCAAUGAGACAUCAGGUCGAUGCGCAACAACGGUUUCAAGAACAACUCGAGGUGCAGAAAAAACUGCAGAUGAGAAUGGAGGCACAAGGAAAAUAUUUGUUGACAUUACUAGAGAAAGCACAGAAGAGCUUACCUUGUGGUAAUGCAGGGGAAACAGACAAGGGUCAAUUCUCGGAUUUCAAUCUCGCACUUUCGGGACUUGUAGGAAGUGAUCGUAAGAACGAGAAGGCGGGUUUGGUUACUGAUAUCUCACACCUUAAUGGUGGUGAUUCCUCUCAAGAGUUUCGGUUAUGUGGAGAACAAGAGAAAAUAGAAACCGGAGAUGCAUGUGUUAAACCAGAAUCCGGGUUUGUGCAUUUUGAUUUGAACUCCAAAAGUGGGUAUGAUCUCUUGAAUUGUGGGAAAUAUGGGAUUGAAGUGAAGCCAAAUGUGAUUGGAGAUAGACUUCAAUAGGUUAAAGAGACACUUUCUUUAAUUUUUUAUUUUAUUUUAUUAUUUCUUUACAUUUCUUAUAGAAUGUUACAAAUUUGGCUUCAUGGUUUCUCAGUCAAAUAUCAAGAACAUAUUUGAAGUCCAAAGUAGUUGAUAUCAGCUAAAUACGGAAUAAUUGGGUUUAACUAAAUAAGUUAUUUUUGUGAAUAAUAAAGUGUAGCAUCUUCUCUCGC